Molecule: messenger RNA, 590 nt
Organism: Monosiga brevicollis MX1
Lineage: Eukaryota; Choanoflagellata; Craspedida; Salpingoecidae
Exons: 4
Coding region: 1-531 (176 amino acids)
Biological process (GO): protein peptidyl-prolyl isomerization; protein folding
Cellular component (GO): intracellular membrane-bounded organelle
Molecular function (GO): peptidyl-prolyl cis-trans isomerase activity
Source: RefSeq, a predicted model, not a curated record
AUGUGUGCUGAAACCUGCUCAUCACAGCCCGAGGUGACCAACCGCGUCUACUUUGACAUUGAGAUUGGUGGCAAGGCUGCUGGCCGCAUUGAGAUUGACCUUUAUGGCAAGGAUGUCCCCAAGACUGUCGAGAACUUCCGUGCUCUGGCCACUGGCGAGAAGGGCUUUGGCUACCGUGACUCCAUCUUCCACCGCAUCAUCCCCAACUUUAUGAUUCAGGGUGGUGACUUUACCAACUUUGAUGGCACCGGUGGCAAGUCCAUCUACGGCAACAAGUUUGAAGAUGAAAACUUCAGCCUGAAGCACACCGGUCCCGGUAUCCUGUCCAUGGCCAACGCCGGUCGCAACACCAACGGCUCCCAGUUCUUCAUCUGCACCGUCAAGACCCCCUGGUUGGACGGCCGCCACGUUGUCUUUGGCAAGGUCUCCGAUGACAAGUCCAUGUCUGUGGUCAAGGCCAUCGAGGCCGUUGGCUCCCAGUCGGGCAAGCCCUCCAAGCGCGUUGUCGUCGUCGCCUCGGGCGAGCUCUAAACAGCAACUUUUUUUUUUUUUUUUUUUGGAAUGCACGACACAAUUCAUUGCUGCAAAUU